GUUGUUUUAUUUUCCUUUUUAUUGCGGCCCACCUACUCGCGAUUUGUGGUUACUUGUGGCUAUGUUUAAGCAUUUUCUGUACUGAUACAAUAAAGUCGAUAUCCGAUCAACCUAUUCCCUCUUUCUGCCAUGGAGACACCAGAGGGGGAAAAGCAAAACAGAACAAUGAGUCACUUGGAAUUUUUUUCCUGUGUAUGAGUCAGUGUAUAUUUGGGGUUUUGUGUAAGCCUUAACUCAAGCAGUCCGGAUAAAAGAAAAAAAAAAACAUAAACACUAUUUUUCCAUUAUAUCCCUGCUGGCACAACUUUGGUCAGGAGCCCACCAUGGUACCACUGCUGCUUAUCCCUGGGACAGAGUGGUGGGGCAUGCCUUAUAAGGAAGACAAUCCGAAAUGAAGUUGGCCCUGCAGAGCUUAGUCAUGAGGCCUAGGGCCAAGUCCUGCUGUUAACUUUCUUACUGCAGCUGCAGCUGCACCCACAAACCUGCAGAUUUCACAGAAGUUCCCUGAUACUCAGAGUCAAAUCCUACAUUAAGCUCUCAUGCACCAUCAGCUAGAUCACACUCAAGGUGCUGUAAAAAGGAGGCCUCAGGUCAGUUCACAGAAAACAAAACUACAGGGAUUACACUUGCUUCUGGUUAAAUCUCCAUCCCAGAGCUAUAGCCCUUAACGUAACUGAACCACAUAUUACCUCCAACACGAGUGGUAGCAAUCUUUCUGAUUUUGGUAUCAAAGAAGAGUACUGAAUGAGGCCUCUGAUCAAUAAAGUUGACAAAAAUCUUGUAAUGAAAGAAAGCAAAAACACAUAACUUGAAAAAGAUCCUUACAAAUUCAAGCUGGACACUGUGCAGGUACUCUGAGCACAGCAGCUACUCCACAGCACAGAAACUCUUAAGGUAUGAGGGCUAAGGAAGCUGAAAUGAAAGCUUUAGGCAAAGCAAGUCCGUUAAAGCCCAGAGCUUCAACUGUGGCCCAGUCAUCUACAGCGAGAGAACACACUGAGAUGAACUCUUGAGUUUCACAAUAAUGUGGCAGACCCCGUGACACUGUACAGAAUGUGAUGAGUUGCAACCUCAUACACUGACUGUAACCUAACAAGUGUUAUCCAGGCACUUUUCAUUACAGCUGUUGCAGAACAUUUGAAAACUGAAAACCUGCUACAUCAUUGCACUCCCUCUGUUAAAAGUACUAGAAGGAUAAGUUUUUGUCUGCACUGCUCAUUGCUUGUCUUUAUAUGAGUAGAAUGAGUAGAAUGUCAAAUUGCAUCAAAAUCACUGAAAGCAUGCCCUAAAUCUGACCCUGAAAUUCUUGAGACAUAUCCUUUUGGAAAAUCUGACUUUGAACAGUAAUUGCUUUUUGUAGGAAGCCCACCUGCAAGUGGGAAAACAAUAAUACAAGGUGAAGCAGAGAGGAGGGGCUGCAGUGGAAGUGUGCGGUGGCUUCUUUGCGUUCACUUCUUGGCUGUCGUCCACUGUUGUCCUCUUGUUUUUUUAAGGAUAUUCCUGCAUGAAGUGGUCAGAGAUAAUGACCUUUUAGCAGCGUUGGCCGGCCAAAUGAGACCCUCGAGAGGCUGUUGCAUUCAAGAAAAACAAACGUCCUGUGGAAGUCUAACCCCUUUGUUCCACUUACUGCUUGUAUUUUAUGAAUGUGAAAGAGUAGGGCUUGUUUCUUAAAUGAGCCUUUGAUACCGAACAUAGAGCACCUUUUGUUUGGCUGUGGUAUAUUGUGCAUUUAAUAUACGCUCAAGUGUUUUUCUGGAUAUUUCUCAUCAGAGGUGGACAUUGAGGGAAGAGUGCGUCUGGUCAUGGAGGGUGCGCUGACUGCCCGGGACAGGGUUGGGGUGCAGGACUUUGUCUUGCUGGAAAACUACAACAGCGAGGCAGCCUUCAUAGAAAAUCUGCGGCGGCGCUUCAGAGAAAACCUCAUUUAUACGUAUAUCGGCUCAGUGUUGGUGUCGAUGAACCCGUACAAAGAGCUAGAGAUUUACUCCAAGCAGCAGAUGGAUCGUUACAGAGGGGUCAGCUUCUACGAAAUAUCGCCUCACAUCUAUGCCUUGUCAGACAACACUUACCGGGCCAUGCGGACCGAGAGAAAAGACCAGUGUAUACUCAUAUCAGGCGAAAGUGGAGCAGGUAAAACAGAGGCCUCCAAGAAGAUCCUCCUCUACUACGCUGUCACCUGCCCCACUAAUGAUCACAUGGCAGCACUUGGUGACCGCCUGCUACAGUCAAACCCUGUCCUGGAGGCAUUUGGCAAUGCAAAAACACUAAGGAAUGACAACUCCAGCCGCUUUGGGAAAUACAUGGAUGUCCAGUUUGACUUUAGGGGGGCACCGGUGGGUGGUCACAUCUUAAACUACCUGCUGGAGAAAUCUCGUGUAGUACAUCAGAACCACGGCGAGAGAAACUUCCACAUCUUCUAUCAGCUUCUGGAUGGAGGACAAGAUGACCAACUCAACACACUGAACCUGGAAAGAAACCCCCAGAACUACCGCUAUCUGGUUAAGGGCAACUGUCCCAGAGUCAGCUCCAUAAGUGACAAGAAUAAUUGGAAGGUUGUGAUGAAGGCCCUUCCUGUCAUUGGCUUCACAGAAGAAGAAGUGCAGAAAUUGCUGAAUAUCAUCGCCAGUGUUCUCCAUCUGGGAAACACGCAGUUUGGGGAAGGGGAGGAAGGUGAAACCUAUAUCACCACUGAGAUUUCUAAUCUUGCAAGGCUGCUGGGUGUCGAUGGCUCAGCCCUUAGGGAGGCACUCACUCACAAGAAGCUCACAGCCAAGGGAGAGGAGAUGAUCACCCCGCUAAAUUUUGAGCAAGCGGAGGCUGCCCGUGACGCCUUAGCCAAGGCUGUGUAUGGUCGGACCUUCACGUGGCUGGUGGAGAAGAUCAACCAGUCACUGGCUCUUAAGGAUGAAAUCUACCACAGCAGCAAAGGUUCCUCAGUCAUAGGGCUUCUAGACAUCUAUGGCUUUGAGGUCUUGCAGCACAACAGUUUUGAGCAGUUCUGCAUCAACUACUGCAAUGAGAAGCUCCAGCAGCUGUUUAUAGAGCUGACCCUCAGAUCUGAGCAGGAAGAAUAUGAGACGGAAGGAAUUGCAUGGGAAACUGUGCAAUACUUUGACAACAAGAUCAUUUGUGACCUGAUAGAAGAGAAGCACAAAGGCAUCAUCUCCAUUCUGGACGAGGAGUGCCUAAGGCCCGGAGAAACUUGUGAUGUCUCCUUUUUAGAGAAACUGGAGGACACAGUGGGCGGCCAUCCCCAUUUUGUCACGCACAAGUUGGCAAAUGGAAAGACUCGCAGGGUGAUGAGCAGGGAGGAGUUCAGACUGCUGCAUUAUGCCGGAGAGGUCAACUACAAUGUCAAUGGUUUCCUCGACAAGAACAAUGACUUGCUGAACAGGAACCUGAAAGAGGUCAUGUGCCAGUCAGACAACCAGAUCCUAAGUCACUGCUUCCGCAGAGAGGAAGUCAUAGACCAGAAACGCCCAGAGAUGGCUGCCACUCAGUUCAAAAACAGCCUGAUGAAACUUACAGAAAUCCUCAGGUCUAAAGAGCCAUCCUACGUGCGCUGUAUCAAACCAAAUGACGCCAAGCAGCCAGGAAGGUUUGAUGAAGUUCUGGUUCGACAUCAGGUGAAGUACCUGGGUCUGAUGGAAAACCUGAGGGUCAGGAGAGCUGGCUUUGCAUAUCGUCGGCGCUUUGAAGCCUUCCUGCAGCGGUAUAAGCCCCUGUGUCCUGAGACGUGGCCCAACUGGCAUGGCAGACUCGCAGAUGGAGUUUUGACACUGGUUAAGCACCUGGGAUACAAAGAUGAAGAGUACAAACUGGGGAGAUCAAAAAUCUUCAUCCGUUUUCCAAAAACUCUUUUCAAUACUGAAGAUGCUCUAGAAGCGAAAAAGCCAGAGAUAGCACUGACCCUGCAGACAUCAUGGAGAGGCUACAGAGAGAGGGCCAAGUACCAACGCAUCAGGCGUGCAGUGAUAGUGAUCCAGUCGGGGUGGCGAGGGAUGAAAGCACGCAGGAGAGCUAAAAGGCGUCGCCAGGCUGCUGACUUAAUUCGCAGGUUCAUUAAAGGCUUCAUCUACCGUCAUGGGGAAUACGGUCCUGAGAAUGACUAUUUCCUGGAUCAUGUUCGUUACUCCUUCUUGAAAAAUCUACGCAAAAACCUGCCCAAGAGUGUUUUGGACAAAUCCUGGCCGACACCUCCUCCAUCUCUCGAUGAGGCAUCGGAGCACCUGCAGAGGCUGCACAUGCGGAACAUGGUCACAAAGUAUUGCUGGAGAGUCCAGCCCGAAUGGAAGAAGCAGAUGAUGCAGAAGGUUGUAGCCAGUGAGAUCUUCAAGGAUCAGAAAGACAGCUACCCUCAGAGUGUUGGAAAGCUGUUUUUGGACUCCAGGCUUGAACGUGAGCAAAUCAGUCUCAAAGUCGUCCAGACUCUGGGCAAUGACAAAGUGCAGUACGGUGUUUCAGUCAUAAAGUAUGACAAAAGGGGUUUCAAGCCGCGCCCUCGCCAGCUGCUCCUCACUAACACCUUUGCUGUGUUGGUGGACAAGACCAAAAUCAAGCAGAGGAUCGACUACACAGCUCUGAGAGAUAUCGCUUUGAGCUCUCUCAGCGAUGGGAUGUGUGUUCUUCACAUCACAAGGGAGGACAAUAAACAGAAGGGGGAUCUGCUGCUGCACUGCAGCCACUCGAUCGAGCUGGUAACAAAAUUAGCCAUGAUGGCCAACAAGACCAGCAACGUCAACAUCAACCCGGGCAGCAUCCAGUUUACUGUGGCCCGAGGCAAGGAAGGAAUAAUUGAUUUUGUGAGGGGCGCAGAGCUGAAAGUGACCAAAGGCAGACGAGGACAUUUGCUAGUGACUGCCCCUCAGAUCAACGCCACAUGAAGACACA
Molecule: messenger RNA, 4890 nt
Organism: Haplochromis burtoni (Burton's mouthbrooder)
Lineage: Eukaryota; Metazoa; Chordata; Actinopteri; Cichliformes; Cichlidae
Gene: myo1ca
Product: myosin Ic, paralog a
Exons: 32
Coding region: 1803-4883 (1026 amino acids)
Biological process (GO): actin filament organization; vesicle transport along actin filament
Cellular component (GO): vesicle; plasma membrane; microvillus
Molecular function (GO): microfilament motor activity; actin filament binding; ATP binding
Source: RefSeq, a predicted model, not a curated record